CACUCCAAGAGGAAAGACUAUUUCAGUUUCCGUAGAUGAAAAGUGUGAAAGGAAGCCCGCGCUAAACCGUCCGCGCUGCACAAAUAUUGGGGAAAAGUAUAUAAGUAGUAGAGAAACUUGUCACCACUGAAAACAUUCCAACAAUGGCAACCAUUACCAAGUUUAAAGUUGAUGAAUUUGACUCAGAGAAAAUGAAUGUUGUGGAGGAGUAUAAGAAGAUGAGUGUUAAUGAUCAGGUAAACACUGGGUCGAAGAAAAAACUUGUUCAGAGGCUCUGUGCUGCUGCUGAUUUACAGAUUAACGAUCAUCUUCCAGUUGGAGAUGAAGGCGAGACAGAGAAAUUGGUCACAGCAACAAAGAAGGGUGCAGCUGUUUUGGAUCAAUACCUGUCAGAUGAAAUCAAGGCAUUAUACCAUGUCCUGCAACGAGGAAAUGAUAUUUAUGAUGCCACAUUGAACCAAACAAAUGUUGAGAACAACGAUAACCAAUUUUAUAUCAUUCAAGUUCUAGAGAAUGAUUGUGAUGGGAAUUUCCUUGUUUACACUAGAUGGGGUAGAGUUGGUGCAAAGGGUGGAACGAAGAUCAGUGGCCCCUAUACGUCUGCCAGUGAUGCCACAUCUGAGUUCGAGCGUAAAUUCUAUGAGAAGACCAAGAACUGUUGGUCUAACCGCAAAGAUUUUUUUUGUCAACCAAAGCAAUAUGCUUGGUUGGAAAUGGAGUAUGAUGAAAAUGGGGAAGACUCAUCAAUCCAAGGACAGUCCAUUCUAGUACCAAAAAGUCGACCUCGUGAGACUAAGCUGGAGGCCCCGAUUGCAAAGUUCAUAUCUCUUAUUUGUGACAUCAAUAUGAUGAGGCAGCAAAUGAUGGAAAUAGGGUACAAUGCUAACAAGUUGCCACUCGGUAAAUUGAGCAAGAAAACUAUUUUAAAGGCAAGUAUCCGAAGUGUGAUUUAUGCUUUAGUGUCUCAUUUCUGAAGUACUUAGUUUUAUCUCCAUUUAUUUAAAUCUGUGUGGCCCUGAAUGAA
Solanum tuberosum (potato) is the source of this 1024-nucleotide messenger RNA. Its product is annotated as poly [ADP-ribose] polymerase 2-like. The transcript has 6 exons. Gene Ontology annotation, biological process: protein poly-ADP-ribosylation; double-strand break repair. Gene Ontology annotation, cellular component: nucleolus. Bases 144 to 974 code for a protein of 276 amino acids. Lineage: Eukaryota; Viridiplantae; Streptophyta; Magnoliopsida; Solanales; Solanaceae. The record is from RefSeq and is a predicted model, not a curated record. Gene Ontology annotation, molecular function: NAD+ poly-ADP-ribosyltransferase activity.